Molecule: messenger RNA, 1387 nt
Organism: Helianthus annuus (common sunflower)
Lineage: Eukaryota; Viridiplantae; Streptophyta; Magnoliopsida; Asterales; Asteraceae
Exons: 1
Coding region: 181-1209 (342 amino acids)
Source: RefSeq, a predicted model, not a curated record
UAAGCCGUAGAAACAACACUGCACAAAGACGAACACAAACGGAGAUCUACAACACAAAAAGGGGAUCUUUGUUCCUCCGGCAUCCGUAUGUGUAGAGUGUUCUCACUUUUCAAUUGAUACACCAUUACGUCCCGUUAGGGUUUCAGUUUCAAACACUAAAAUCCCCAUUCAAUCACCGUUAUGUAUAACAAGAGUGGCACCAAAUGGCAGAAGCGAUUCACCAAGAUGCAUAACAUCAGGUUACCAUUAUUUAUCACUAUUAUAGCUCUAAUAUUUGUAAUUCUAGUAUUAGGGAUCGAUAAGAAAAAACCUAAUUCUCAAUUAAGGUUAGGGUUAGCAAAUAAAAAAGAUACCAGUUUAGAUCCAACGGUCAAAAUCUUGAAUGGCACUGAAGUAAUUUGGCAAAUCCCUGAUUCCCCAAGAUCAAUUUUGUUUAUAGCUCAUGGGUGUAAUGGUAGGGCUGCUAACUUUUGGGAUAAAUCCCCAAAUUGUGAUCAUUGUGUCGGUCUGCCGGAAGAAAGGGCGAUUGUUAUUGAAGCGCUUGCACGAAAGUUUGCUGUGGUUGCGGUUUCGAGUAGAGGCAAGUGCUGGUCGCUCAUGAAGGAGACAUUUGUUGUUGAAAGGGUUAUUAAAUGGUGGGUUAAGAAACAGAAUCUUGAAAGUUUGCCACUUGUCGCUUUGGGGGCUUCCUCGGGUGGUUAUUUUGUUUCGAUGCUCGCGAGUAAGAUGAGGUUUAGUAGCAUUGUUGUUAUGAUUGCUGAAGGUGUGUUUGAGGAUAUUGAUGUUACGAAAGCCUACCCGCCUACACUUUUUGUUCAUAUGCCGAAAGAUAAGCGCAGGAAGAAGUUGAUUGAUGUGAAUCUUGAAGUUAUGAGGAGGGAAGGUGUGGAUGUUGCUGAGAUUAAGUGUCUUGAGUUGCCUUUAUCACCGACUUUUCUUGCUGAUAGAGUUCCGGGUCUUGACCGAAGGAUUUCAGAAGAGUUGUUUGAUAUGUUUAAGGAGAAGGGGUUUGUCGACGAGAAAGGAUACUUGGUGAAUGACGGGCGGGUUAUACCUUGGAAAGAAGCUAUGAGUGAGAGGAAGUUAAUUUUAGCUAAUAAGGUUUUGGUGAAUUACAUUCAGGAGGAACUGAAUCUUGCAUUUGCAUAUCAUGAAAUGACUAGCUUGCAAUCUGAGCAAAUGUUUAAUUGGUUUGAAUCUCAUUUGUGAUGAAGAAUAUGAUCUGACACUGAGUAGCAUUUGAGGAAGUUGUGAAAAUUUUAAUGGUAAUCUUAGUCUUUGUUGUAUUAUAUGAAUAUGAUUUGUGUUUUCUUGUUAGGGUGCUAACUUACAUGUACACUGAAAUUAUGAGAGAAUGAUGAGAUUCUAUUCUUAUGCCUGUUUAAAA